AUCAUUUUCGCCUCUGCGGAGAAGAAGCGCCAUGAAAUUUGUAAAGCGCAAAAGCGUGACCGGAGCCUGGAGAAAGUAACUGAUACAUAACCAUGGAGAAGUAGUGUUGCUACACAAGAAGAUCACCGGUAUAGCUACUUUUCAGACAUCACCGAUACAAGUAUAAAGUAGUCAUUAUGUAUAAUAAGAGUCGCUUGUAAGCCUCUCUUUGAAGUUCGAUCCACAAUCUCUACCGCAGACUAAACUUGGAAGUAUAUCGAAGUGAAAGCGUCGGAAAGUCAAUCCGGUGUCGAGAGAGACAAUAACAUGAUGAAGGCUGCAAAGGCAAAAUAAGACAAUACAAGAUUUAAAAAAAAUUAUCAACACAAGCAACAUUUCUGAAUACAUUGUUCAAGGUUGAAGACAGAGACACAUAGAUAGAUCGACUUGUCUGGCCAGGAGUUUAGUUAUGCUCUGAGCUUCUGCUGUCGGACCCGUUGGUCCCACUCAGGCUCUGGCUCUCCGAUCACCCUUCAUCAAACAUUCCUCUCACUCCACUCCUUCUUCCACCCAAACUUCGGCCUCACUGCAGUGUUAGCCAAACAACACCUACUUCUCCCACCAGUGCUGGGACUAUCUUCGUUUCUUGCUUGUACUUUUCAAAAUUUGUAUUAGCAUUCAUCGCCGUAUUCUUUUCUUUCCCCCAGUCCCUCGGCGACAACUGCUGUUGAGCUUCGGCUUUUGCACCCCUCAUUCUCGUCCUCCUUUCCACAAUAAAAGAGGUCCCGUGACUUCACAUCUCGAGCUCAUUCGACUCUUUUGUGCUUUUCGCUCACCCACACUGGUGGUGUUUCUCUCCCCUCCCCCUUCAGCCCCUCUUUCCAUUUCGCCUCCCCGUUCUGCAACGCUUUGCUCGCGUUCUUUUCGCGCAGGCGGUGUGUUGCUGGUAUCGUUACCUUCUCCCCGACAUUUACCAGCGGCUCUACGUCGUGCCAAGUACGACGACGAGAGCUCUGUCUCUUUUGACAUUUGAGCCGAACCAUGGCUUCUCCCACUGUCAAUUCCGGCCCCGUCGCAAAUAGCCCAUCUGGCAAUGCGCCCACACAGAAUUCAGGGUCUCGACCUACUCUGAGACCUAGCGCCAAUCCCAAGUCGUCGGAUGGCGGAAGACGGCAGUCUGGCAGCCCGCUUGACGGCGGACAGAGACGCAGCAAUUCCCAAAAGGCUUGGACACAAGGCACAAACCCGAUCACCCAACGCCCUUCCUAUUCGCAACAGAACGGCAGCAUGCCCCAAAAGUCGUCAUCCUCCCCCCGACCUCCCUCAAAGGAAUCAAAUACUCCGGAUAACCACGCCCAUGACCGCCUCUUAUUCUUGCUUACAAGCUUCAUUGGACUCGCCGCUACUGUGACCACAAGAAAUGGCGAUGAAUUCACCGGAAUAUUCUCAUCCUCAUCCCUCGAGCCCAGCGAUUCCUCAAUCACCCUCAAGAUGACACAGCGGCAAUCAAAGCAGGACCAAAGUCGAACAAAUGGAGUGAGCGACUCUACUAGUCCGUUCAUAGGGUCAGCGCCUGAGCAUACUGUGACCUUUAAUGUCAAUGAUGUUGUUGACAUCUCGGUUCCGGACGUGACGACGACUGAUGUACUGGCGAAACCCAAUGGAGCUGCUGUUGGGUUCAAGACGGAUGCGGACAUUUCCGGAAAUCUUGCCAUGCGUGAACGGAUGCUGAAGCGUUGGGAGCCAGGCACCGAUGCCAACACUGACAUGUCUCUUGAAAGUGCAGCAACAUCGGGAUGGGACCAGUUUGAAACAAAUGCUAGACUCUUUGGAGCCACUAGCAGCUAUGACGAGAACCUCUAUACUACCCGCAUCAAUCGGUCAGACCCGGCCUAUAAGCAGAAAGAAGCUGAAGCCGCUCGCAUUGCCCGUGAAAUCGAGACUAGUGAGGUCGACAAUGCACAUGUUAGGGAAGAACGAGGACAUGUGGGAGCAGAUGUUGGGGACGAGGAGGACAAGUACAGUGGUGUGCGCCGUGAUGAGAAGAACUUCCCCCCGUUGGCUUCUGGGCAGUCAAACAAAUACACCCCACCUGCCCUCAGGAACCAGCUGACUGCAACCGCCCCGUCCUACACUGGCCCUGUCAAACGGACAACCAGUGCAAAAGAACCCACUCCCACACCAAUGCCACCUAAGGAGACAACGCCCGUGGCUCAGCCACAUACAACACCGGCGAGCGUUGCUGGCCCCGCCACUGACACGGAGAAAAAGGCCGCUCCAUCGAAGGCCCCGUCCGUUCCGCCUACUGCUACCACAAAGGGCGCGGCCCCAGAAAACAACUACGGGAAUGAGGUCCUGGGCCAGUUCCGUAUCUUCGCGACAAACGAGAAGCUGAAGUUCCAGGAGCGUCGUCGCAAUCAGGCAUCUUACGACCGAACAAUCAAGCUCAACGAGCUAAUGAAGUUCUCACAGAAUUUCAAGCUUGCUACUCCGGUUCCGAAGGAUUUGGUGCCAAUUCUCGCCAAGGAUCCUCACAAGCAAGAGGAGAUUAUUCAACGGGCUCAGCAACAAGCAGAGGAAAAGAAAACACCCAAGGCCGUUACUGCCGCAGCUCCUGUCGAUCAGAAGAAGGCAGCAGCAGAAUACACUCAGACAGCUACUCGCCAGGAUAUUGGUGCGACAACUUCGCAGGCUCAGCCAGACCGACCAACUUACCCCCGUGGCCGUCAAAUGUAUCCACCUGCUGGCCCUGGGGGGCGAGGCCCACAUCAGCUACACUCUGGCCGUCAAGCAACGGGCAUGCUCGGCCACCGCCUUGCCGACAAUCUUCAGCAGCGGAAGGGAGCAGCUGCGGGAUCCGUCCCAGCUCCUUUGCCCAUUAAUGACUCUCGUGCUCCGCCGAGUACUACCGACCACUCUAGUGUUUCCAGCCCUACCAAGGUUUCGACUCCCACAUCCACUGUUUCAACCAAGUUUAAUGUCAAGGCUAUGGAAUUCAAACCAAAUCCUGCGGCCAGCACCUUCACACCAGGAGGAUCAAACCCAUCGGCGUUCGCUAGAGCACAGCCCGACACCCGUGCCAAGAGCCCAUCCACCUUUUUCGGUGCAAAGAAACCGCGUCCGAUCUCGGAGCGUCCGUCCCUCAAGGAUCAAUUCAAUCCUAUCAAACGUAUGAAGAAAGAGAGCGCAGAGCAGACGGACAGGAACUACACUUCUAAUGGAGGUAUUCCCUUCGCCUACAACACCAUGCCGACUUGGAAUGCGAACGAAGACGAAGAAAAGUCUUAUACCCAGAUGUUCAAAUACCCGCCCUUGUCAACUGCUUCUCCGCAGAGUCGUUCCUCUUCGAACCCACAAAUGCCUCAUCAACCGCAGAUGCCAUAUCAAUUCCAACAGACUCCAAACAUGCCUCCCACAUCGGGCCCUCCCCAUGGGCCCCACCUUCACCCUCAGCAGCACCACGGUGCCGGCCCGGCCCAUUUUGACGAUCCCCACCGCAUGCAACUUUCCGCGUCAGCAUCACAGAUGUAUCCGUCACCGAGACUCCAGCACGGAUAUCCUUCGCCUAUGGCACCGCAUGCACAGCUCGCAUUUGGACAGCAGCCAAUGCCUCAAUUCUAUAUGAAUCAGGGCGGCCCGCAACCGGCUCAUAUGAGACAUUAUCAGGGUGCUCCGCAGUUUGUGAAUCCCCAGGGCGGGAUGGGAGCGCCUAUGAUGGUCCAGCAACCCUCCAAUGGGCCCUAUAUGGGCAUUCCUCAAGGCGUCGGUCCGUUCACACCCCAAAUGCAAAUGUACUCCCCUAAUCCUGCGCACACCUACCCUCACGUGCCACCUCCCCAGCCUCACAGCGGCUAUCCCAGCCCUAGUCGUCCUGCCCCGAUGAUGAUGCAUCAGAACUCUCAAUCUGGACAACCUCCCCAGCACAUGAUGUAUAUGGCCCCUGGUCAGCACCAGCAGCCAGUCUAUGCUGGGCCGCAGCCAGGCCACAUGCCACCCGGUCGAGGCAACUACCCUCAGCAACAACCACACUUCCAGGCCAGCCCUCACCAGGUCCACCACUACCCUCCCCAUCAGCACCGCACCCCAAGUAGCGGCUUCAACCAACUGCCUCAAAUGCCCCCUCAGGUCGCUUCCCAAGCUGGCUCAGCUGUGAACUCCGCUGCCCAGCCUCAGGAGACCGCCGAUGAAUCCAAAUGAUUCUAGCGAAUGGGGUUAGCGCACGGAUCGUUUUACCUCAGUCCUUUGAAGGCCCGAUGGGCUGCGGUCCUGACUACGCUAUCAACUUGGGAGGGCGAGCAUGACAGAAGCUCUGUUAUCGCUGCGGGUUAUAUCAUUCCAGUAUCCAUACUCGACAAUCUAUUAGAAGCUAUUGCUAUCUUGGUUUCUAUUCUGACUGGUCUGUCAACGCCAAGUAUAUAACCCCCGCAGCCAGCGCAACUCGCUUUUGUCAUUGCAUAUUUUUAGAGUGACCGAGUCGGAUUGAAGCGUGCUAUAGCGCGGGACAUCGCCUUUACUACCCCGGACUGAAGUGUUGCUCAUGCCCAAGUCGCUCUCGCUGGGGCGUAUACUACACUGGGACCCAUGGCAAGAAUGUAUCAGGAUGUGGACGCCACCUGGAUUGGUAUUUACCGAUGCUCCGGGAGUGCAACCGCCUUAUAUUUCGAUUGACAGUUCGUUUGAUAUUUAGGCCACUUAGAUGGCGGGGAUAGUUGUUCGGGAGCGGAUGAACUUGAGGUGAACGAGUGGCAGAGGUGGACCAGUGGUGAUCGGGCUCGCGGGCUGCAAUGGCUCAAGGACUGGCGAUGUCAUUCAACAUGGAAUGUGCAAACUACGCUAGGACAAGGAUGAAAUGUCAAGAGGUUGCCGUUACAUGAAUGGUAUUCUCAGGUUAAUCAUACUUGUUGGACAUUGCAAUGUAUUCCGAAUCCUCUGUAAAUCUGUUAAUAGUUGAGAAAGUCAGCGACUGGAUGCAGGUUUUGCAGAAAAGCAUCGCAGGGGG
Aspergillus calidoustus is the source of this 4978-nucleotide messenger RNA. Lineage: Eukaryota; Fungi; Ascomycota; Eurotiomycetes; Eurotiales; Aspergillaceae. The record is from the annotation of a GenBank genome assembly.